AUGACUGCUAAGGAUGCAGCUAUACAUGGAUGCGAGAUUGAGGGACAAGCAGGACUGAUAGUCAGUCCAGUUUCUCAUGCCGUCCGUGGAAUCGCGACCGUCCACAAUACACUCCGCAAUUUGUGGCAGAAAGUUGUGGCAUUGAGUAGGAGGCUCGAAAACCGUGUAUAUCUCCUUGUCGCCUGGUGGCGACGCAGUGUCGUGCGCGCGUCCGGCCUGGGCCUGACCAUCCACUCGGUUGGCGGCGGCGAUGCUGGUCGCUAUCACUGCGUCAUUACUCGAUUCGGGAAACAGCCGACGCGCUCCGAGAGUGGACCGCCGCUGCGGCUCGUCGUCAACGCCACACCCAAAGUGAUAUCGCCUACAAAUCAUCAAAUAAGCUACAGCAAGAUCGGCGAUUCUCUCUCUAUAGAGUGCAGAGCAGAAGGUGUACCUCCACCGGAGAUAACUUGGUUGAAGGAUGGGAAAAUUGUCAAUACUGGAUCCGUCUUGAACAUAACAAACCUGGAAAAACACCAUGAGGGUCACUAUCAUUGUUUAGCUGUGAAUGUGGAAGGAAAAGCGAAAUCACAGAUUGAACUCAGAUUUUCCAAAGUGCCAACAUUUGAUUUUGUGCCAACAAACAAGACAGUCGUCCAAGGAUCAAACGUCUUUUGGCGCUGUCAGGCAGAUGCCCAGUCGGAAAAUGUACAUUAUUCGUGGACUUUCGGUGGUCAGCCUGUGAAAACAACAGAAACUGGCUUGAGAGCCGAAGUGAAGGAGGGUGAUUUUUCGCUCCGAGAUGUGAGAAAGGAGGAUCGCGGAUACUACGAAUGCAUCGCUCAAAGUCCAUCUGGAGAACGCUCUCAAGUUUCAGCAUUUCUCGAUGUUUUGUACCCUCCUCUAGCGCUACCGUCGCAUCGACAAGUGCUCACAAUUGGAUAUGGGCAGAAUGGAACGAUUCAAUGUGCAGUGGAUGCGAAUCCGGCUCCUAGUCAUUACAUGUGGUCAAAGAAUGGACAUUUUCUGUUAAAUACUGCUGAGAGCUCGCUUCUGAUAAAAGCCGAAAGCGACAGCGACGGAGGAAUUUUUGGUUGCCAAGCUGAAAAUUCCGUGGGAAGAAGUAGUAUACUAGAAACACACGUGGUAAUAGCUGAGCCACCUGUCUUCAUAAAACAACCACCUCCCGAGUUGCGAGUAUUUGAAGGUGCACCAGCUGAAGUAGUUUGCGAUGGAUUUGGCGAUCCUCUUCCGAUAGUUUACUGGAUCCAUUCCAAGAGACGAAUAUCUUCGGCGGUGUUGUCGUUUGCAUCCGUCUCUUUCAGCGAUCACGGUACCUACGAAUGCGUUGUUAGUAAUGCUGUGUCAUCAAUAUCAAGUACUAUGAAGCUCAUCGUAGAUAGGACGAGACCACAAUCGGCAGUAAUUGAAAAUGUCGAAUGCAUGGGUGACGAAGCAAUGACUGUGAGCUGGACGCCAGGUUUCAACGGCUCUUACGCCCAAUCCUUUAUCUUGCACUAUUCAUCCGACGACGAUCCAUUGGGCAAGAGCCUUCUCACAACGUCAACUACUGCAACGAUUGGAGACUUGAAAGCUUUUUCGAAGUACAGAAUUCACGUGGAAAGCCGGAAUCAGAAAGGAUCUACGAAUUCUACAGCGGUCGAAAAACACGUUUGUUCUACUCUGCCAUCGCCAACGAAUUUAAGACUCAGCCGCCCUGAUGAACUGCGCUGGGAUCCAGUCGCUGUAGCCAUGUCUUACCGGGUAGAAUCGCGCUACGACAAGAUGUCUGCAUUUGAACGAGUUGGUGAAGUGUUGGACCCAGUUUUCGAGCUGCGACCUGACUUCCGACUGGGUCGAAGUUUUCGCGUCCGUAGCCUUAGGGACCCUUAUGAACCCAGCAUGCCAAGUGAAACCUUAACUCUUGGAUCCUACGGAUAUGGGCCUCCAUCAAUGUGGUGGGCAGUUUUUGGUGGAUUUCUCUUCUUCUUCUUGUUCACAAUUCUCUAUUUGUACUCGAAGUAUGGUAAAUACUUGAACCGCCGACAUAAAAAGAACAAACAGUUCAACGAUUACGUGUGCUCAACCUCAUUCCAGCAGCGUUCGGAAACUGUUUACGCCGAAUCCAUAAAUCCCACUGAAGACACACGGUUAGGCCAUUGGCACGAUUACAAAGAUGAGAACUUCAUACAGCAUCAAUCUCAGGAAUUACUCGAUUACGGAUAUGCGGAAGACUCGAACUCGAUGGUGCACGAUAUGUUGCGAGACAAGUACAUGUAUGGAGCUGAUGACGUACCCGUACAACUCAUGAAUGAUCUUCGUAUUGAAAAGCUUCGGCGAGAAUUCAAACAGUCACAACUUUGAUCUCAAAUUACGCAGUCUUUGCAUGAAUACGUGUGCAUUUGAAUUUAAUCAAUCUGCAAAUUGUCUGUAUAAAAUUGUAUGCUUGGAUGC
Messenger RNA from Cylicocyclus nassatus, 2433 nucleotides. Lineage: Eukaryota; Metazoa; Nematoda; Chromadorea; Rhabditida; Strongylidae. The record is from the annotation of a GenBank genome assembly.